GCUUUCACGGCUGGCUGCUGACAGAGAGCGAGAGAGAGAGAGAGAGAGAGAGAGAGAGAGAAACAGAGCGAGAGAGAGAGAGAAAACAGAAAGGGAGCGCAGGGUAGAUUCCAGUCGCCUGCUGGUUCCAGUUGCUGUUGUCGGCUUCAUCCUUUGUUCACGUCCCCUGCGAUGACCCUGUUUAAGAGUGAGCACCGCAGCCCCAGAUAUAUAAGCAUGACCGGAGAUCUGAAAUCAAGCCGUCCCAGGACGGCGUCCAAGAGGCCGGGCAGCGCGAUGUACAGAUCGGAUUAUGACCUGGACCAUGACUGCUACCAGGACAACUUCUACGACAGGGUGUAUGACUACCAGCGUGUCCCAGCCUCCGUGCCCCCCAUGGUGCAUCCGCCCAGCCUGUCCAAACGACCCCGCAGCUCGUCCUCCACCAGGCCGCUGAGCAGAGACAGGCUGCCGUCCAAGAGCAGCUCCAGGACCAGUUCAUCCAGCUCUCGGAGGGCCAGAUUGAGGAUGGAGGAGCUGCAAACCAUAAAGCGAGAACUGAAGAUGAUCAAAGUACAGAUCGACGGCCUCCUGGACAGUCUCGACAGGAUGGACAGACAGAGGCGCCACCACACCGGGUCCCCCCCAGCGUGGGGAGGCAGUCUGGCAAGUUCCCCCCACAACACCUUGGCCAGCAGUUCGGAGGGCUCUCCCAGCCCCCAGAGCUCCAGGAGCAGGGCCCACAGAGACGGGGAUGCGGAGAGCCCAGAGCCAGGGGAGGCGAGCGACGACGAACAGCAAGCGAUGAACCAUCACAGUUCUGACCUCGAGGAUGACAUGUGAGCAGCUGCUGUUCAGGUGCUCCCCAUAAGCACAAAACCUUCCAGAGUGAAGAGAAGCCCAGUGACAGGAGGAGCAAGGGAGCGCUUUGCAUGGGGGGAGGGGGGGUCCACCAUUGCCACUUUAGCAGUUACCAUGGAAACACCUAUGGGGAGGCCUGCCCAUCUUCAUCCUUGCAGGACUCCAGUCAGCCGGUGCUCAUUCAUCAGCUUCUCCCCAGGGAAUUCUGGGCUAGAGACUCCUCGUGUCUCUCACUCCCAUGAACUUCGUUAGUGUGUGUCCCUAAACCCCCUUCGGAUGGCCGGAGCCCACGGUCCUCAUGUUGAACGUGUCCCUGUGGUCACCAUCGCUGCACCUCUCUGCUGUUUGCGAUUAUGAAUUCAGUUUGUUUGGGGAUGAUUGCAGUUCCAGAACAGCCUUCGUAUCUCCAAAAUCUGCUCUGUCAAAAAGCGCGCACGCACGCACACACACACAUACACACUCGUCAAAUCCACAGAGAGAAAUUAUGCCAAAUUUUCAUCAUAGAUUGCUGUAAGAAUAGUACUAAGAGAAAAUAAAUAAAUGAUGCAGAUAAGCUCGACUUUUAAGUAGAAUUUCAGCUCCGACUGGCAUUUUUUUACGGAAUGCUUGCAGGCAGACAGUAAAACACCCGUGCCGUCCGUGAAGCCCUGUCAUAACGACUGCUGCGGGCCACCUCUGGUCACUUGGUCACUGACAGUGACCUGGUCCUCAGGGCUGAGAACCAGCAUGUAGCCACAUAUGAACAGUGUCAAUUAUGGCCUUCCUUGUUCACGGGUUCCAGCGUUUCAUCGGCACGAAACUCGGUACGGGUCCAAAUGAGUCAGAUGCCAAGGUUACCGAAUGGAGGGUUGAAGCUGAGCUCUUUGUUGGUCACCUUGCAUUUGUUCGCACUCUGCUGAAGGACCCAGGAUGUGCGCCGCCUCCCUCCGACUGCCCAGGGCACCUUUACUCUGUGCGGUUGCAGCACAUCUCCUGCUGGGCUCACUGUCUGCGGCAGCCGUUUUCCAAUUCCUUCCGUCUCCAGAAAUCCUCUGAGCAGGUGAACGUCCCGUUCUGUAAAAGACGCGGCAUUCACACUCUGGCCAGUGUGUUGACAAGCCCAAAAUUAACAAAUAGAGAUGAUCGUGUCCACUUGACCAGUCAGAGUUCAUUGCGCAAGACACCCUGAAGAGAUUAUAGUUGCAUUGCUCAUGACAGCCAGGUGGUGGCGCCGAGGAGCGUAACGGUUCUGUCGGAACCGUUGAUUGUGCUUAAAGUAACAGCCAAAAGAAAUCUCAGGACCUUGGUGCCCGUACGGUUUCGCCGAGGGUCUCGGACGUCCCCAUCCACAUGAAACAUCCCUCGUCACUGUAAUCAUGUGGCCGCAUUUAUAGAGGCAAAAAGAAAGAAAAGAGACAAAAUGCUGCCAUCCUGCUGACGCUCACAGCACCCUUGUCAGAGCAAUGCUUUUAAGUGAUCAAUAAGUCUAAGUCAGUUUCUGAAGCAUGGCAAUGGCAGCCAGCCGUGGGUCCUGAGCGAUUGUCGGACUGCGAGCAGCUCCGCGCACUGGAGUGUGUGUGUGUGUGUGUGUGUGUGUGUCUCUCCUCGUGUGAAAACGUGCUAGACGACAAUACGAAGCCUCUUCUCCUACCGUGUAUCAGGUGCUUUAGACUGAAAGAACACACAGGGUUUGAUGUGUAAUACCGUGAAAUACUGUAAAGUUCAGCUUUCGUUUAUCUUUCUCUUCCUUGAACUGUUUGGUAGAUGCUGUUGGUUUGCAUUCGUGAAAAAGCCACGUGGAAAGACGUGCACAAUAACAGUAAAGGUAUUUUCAUAUUGACUGUGAAGGUGUUGCACUUCCUCAUUUGACCGAGACAGGAUGGCGGUCCAGGAGCCGCGUGGUCACACGUGGUUGGAAUGUGAGACAGAGGGCACUCGCAGUCCUGGGGAAUACUCUCUUCGAUGAGUCUGCGUUGCUGUCGACACCACGCAGGCCCUGCAGCUUCAGUCCUGUUCAGUUGUUCUAGUGGGGUGAUGCCUUUUCCUUAGUGUGAACAGAAGGUUAUGCAUAGAACCUUGCAGUGUGAGUGACCAAGUAUGGCGGCGUACCACAGAUACCGGUGGAGUCCUGCUUAAAGUAUGACGUGUGAUAAAGAGGACAGUCUGAAUGCGUUGAACUUCACAGGCAGCAUCCAUAUGGCUGACCGGAAGGACAGGUAGAAAUCCCACCCUACGCCGCGUCAUCUCGUCACAUUCCGGGUUCUUCAUGCUCCCGAGUGUCCGUGUUGCUCUCGUACGGUUUUCUCAUCAGCGCUCAAGUGGAAGGGCUUAAAUGAGGAAAAGCUGAAAUUUGAAAUGUACUGCAGUGUCACAGAAAUCAACUGUAGGUGACUGUCUUCAUUCAGGCCUUAUGGAAUCCCAACAAUCAGCUCUGUAUGUAAAUAGAAUGUCGAAUGAUUGCUUGUCACGAUAUUGGCCAGAGGCUGUUUGAAUAUGGUGUUACAGCCGAGCUACUGAGCUCAGCGUUUGAAAAGGUGACUUAAUUGUAAGUAAUAAUAAAUUCAUUGAUGUCCUAGUGCAUGUUCACAGUGAUCCAGAGCCUGGUCCUCUCUACCAGCCCAUCACAUUAAACACACAUGUCAAUUCAUCUGAGAAAAACAUCACCCGACUGUGGGAGGAAACCAGAGCACCCAGAGGAAACCCAUGUGAACACAGAGAGAACACGCAAACUCCACUCACCUAGUCUGAGCCGGAUUCAGUUGUAAAUGUACACGUAAAUGUGAAAUGAACACUUCAAACCCAUAGGCCAAGAGCUGAGGUUCUCCCCACUGCACCACCAUG
Scleropages formosus (Asian bonytongue) is the source of this 3660-nucleotide messenger RNA. Its product is annotated as RNA-binding Raly-like protein. The transcript is spliced from 8 exons. The record is from RefSeq and is a predicted model, not a curated record. Gene Ontology annotation, molecular function: RNA binding. Gene Ontology annotation, cellular component: nucleus. NCBI's taxonomy places the organism in Eukaryota, Metazoa, Chordata, Actinopteri, Osteoglossiformes, Osteoglossidae. Bases 172 to 822 code for a protein of 216 amino acids.